CGCUCAGAGUCACACAGGAAGGGGCGCGGCUCCCGGAGCCCCGCCGCCACUCGAGGCUCCCGCCCCCCUUGGCCGGAGGUGGUGCCUCUCCUGCAGCGGCCGGAGCCUGGAGGUGGCGUCGGGAGCUGGAGCCCGGGGCUCGGAUGUCAUCGUGCGGCCGGCCGCGGGCGCCCUGGUGCGCGUCUCGGGCUGGAGUUACAGCUUUCAACCAGGCCUGCCAGCGCCAGUCUCCAACUGCACAACCAUGGAGGCCCUGGGUACUGGAAGCGGCCGCACCUCUCCGGCCUCAGACACUGGAAGCCUGGACUUGCGACGGUUGUCCACGCGCGCCGACUCGGCCUACAGCUCUUUCUCCGCGGCAUCUGGUGGUCCGGAGAUGCACACACCAUCUCCUGGCACCGAGAUCCUUCCUUACCUAGACUGGGACUACGUGCGCGUGGUUUGGGGCAGCAGAUCCCCUACCCCGCGGGACGCUGUCCAUCCAACUACCCAGCGUCCCGAGCCAGUAGUCGCUGGGCACAGUGACCCGCGGCCCCCAGAGGUUCAAGGAAACCCGGGAUCACUGAGCAGACAGGACACCCCGCUGCUGUAUGCGUUGGCAGCCGAGGCUGAGGCUGGUACACUCACCGCUGAGCCACCCAGCCCCCCAGCCUCACGAGCCGCCUACCGCCAGCGACUGCAGGGUGCGCAGCGACGAGUGCUGCGGGAGACAUCCUUCCAGCGAAAGGAGCUCCGCAUGAGCCUGCCCGGGCGUCUGCGGCCCGCGAUCACCACGAGGCCACCCACGGUGCACGCGCGCUCUGCCUCUAGCAGCCACGAGGCAGGAGAAGCGGAGCCGGCGCGCACCGCUGUCCAAGCGGUGGGUGUUCCUGGCCGGGGGCGUCUGGCCAGCCAGCAGCGGAUGUGCUGUUUUUCAGAGCCAGGCAAACUGCAUCGCGUGGGUUGGAGCGGCGGACCCACGGGUGAGGGCUUGAGAGAGGCUUGUUCCACCCAGGAGUUGCAGCGUGGGGCGCACACUAAGUCCAAAAGGCUGCUGCAGGAGACUCAGUCCCUAAGCUCAGUGGAGCUGGAUUCGCCGUCCGUGCAUCUUCGCAGUGCCUGUAGGCCUGCGGGUCGCAGUCAGAGCAUAUCAGGCGAGGUCAUGGGUCGCCGCACGAGUUCAGAAAGGACCCUGGCCACUGUCCAGGCUGUUCCUCAAAGGACGGAAACCCCCAGACCUUUACUUCAGAUCAAGUUUUCCAGGGUCCCUGCCUCUAGGUUCUUGACUCAGAAGGAGGCGGCAGUGGUGUGUCCUGCAGAGGUCCUCCAGAGCAGCCCAGCUGACUCUGGUCAGGGGGUCCCUGAGACCAUCAAGGUGUCUACUCCGUACCCCUCCCUCCCGGAUGAUGAUGUGUUCCUGGAAGAAGCUGAGACACCACCACCUCAAGAGUCUCAUGCCCCUCAGGGGCUCCCAACCAGGGAUCUCCACGCUUCUGACCAGCGGUCUGAAAAUGACUUAAUCAAAAAAGCUGGCCAGAUUACAGCCUCGGCAGAGAGCCCCUUCCACAAGGGCCCAGGGAUCACAGGAGAGGAAGACAAUUGGCAAGGCCUGAACGGUUCUGAGGGUUCCUCCAGACCCACAAGCCAUAGCCCUCCUGGGACUACAAAUGACGUCCCAACCUUUGACACUACUGAACUGCUGACCGCUGGUCCCUCUACAGCUACAGAAAACAAUCCCCUCAAGCGUCCCUCAGUUGAUGUCCUGCGACCUUUAGGCUCUGAGAUCCCAGACCCCCCUCACCACACUUCCCUGACCUGGGGCCAGCCUGGUCCUAAGCCGACCUGGCCUAGUCGGCAUUUUGAGGAGCUGGUUCAGCAGCUAGCCAGACUGGAUCCUUCUUUGAGUGACACUUUUGCUGCCCAGCCGGGUCCAGAGCCUCCUCUGGGUCUGCUGGAUGGGCUCUUUCCUGCCGCUGCUGCCGAGGUCUUGGCUGCAACGAGGCCAGCCUGUGAGGACGCAGGAGAGGAGACCACUGGAGCUUCUGAUGCAGGGUCCUGCGGAAGCCCCUUUACCCAGGAACUGCCGACUGCCCAGGAAGCAUCAACGUCGGAAAACUCUAUACCUCACCCUGUGCCUGACCAGUCAAAUGACCAGGGACUCCCGAAACCAAACAGCAUUCAGGUCAAGAAAGUGGAGCUAGCCCACCUUCUCCAGAAGAUGCUCCAGGAUCUUCACGCUGAGCAGGAGAGACUGCGGAGUAAGGCUGCAGACUGGACCCAAUGUCACGAAGAUCUGGAGGCUGCAGUGAGCCAAGCCUGUACACCCCGGGAGCUGGAGCGAUUCCGUCAGUUCAUGACUGAUCUAGAGCGCGUGCUUGGUCUUCUGCUGCUGCUGGGUAGCCGCCUGGCCCGUGUGAACCUCGCUUUGGCCAGGGUGGGCUCAGACAGCGAUCCUGAUGAAAGGGCCUCGCUGCUGCAGCGACUACGGCUUCUACAGCGACAGCAGGAGGACGCUAAGGAGCUGAAAGAGCACGUGGCGCGGCGGGAGCAAGCCCUGCGUCAGGUGUUGGAGCGGGAGCUGCCCGCAGAGCAUCUGCGCUCCUAUUGUGUGCUGCUGGCCGCCAAGGCCCGGAUCCUAUCCCAGCAGCGCAGCCUGGACGACCGAAUCCGGUUCCUUAAGGAACAGCUGGACACCAUCUGGAACGACUUCAGUUAUCACCCCCUUUCUCCCAGACUGUCCUGGGCCCCAGGAAUCCAUCCUCUGAAUAAGCCACUUUUUCCUGCUACCCCUAUCUAAUUACAGGUGGUGGAGGUGAGGGGUAUUGUUCAGUCUCACGCUCCACUGGGGUCAUGCUUUAUCUUGAGAGAGCUUUCUCUUGAGGUACGAAGGACUAGAGAGUCCUCAGACUAGGCCUUCCCAGGACACAUUUUCCCACAGGGUUCUGCGGGGUGGGGAAGAGGGGGGAGCUUACUCAAGCUUGUGAUUAUUUGGGAAUUAAUGUAUGGGUUUUACAAACUGCAGUAUUCAGUAGGGCGGUGAUCGCAUAUGCCCUUAAUCCCAGCACUCCAGAGGUAGAGGCAGGCUGAUCCCUGUGAUUCAAGGCCAUCGCUGAGUGAGUGAGCUCCAGGAUAGCCAGGGCUGUUACACAAUGAAACCCCCUGCUUGAAAAACAAAACAAAAAACCCCAACAAGAACAAAAACAAAACAGCACACCCCCCUGGGGAAAAAAAACACUGCAGUAUUCAAACCUGGCCUGGUGGUAAUGUUGCUGUAAUCCUAGCUACAUGGGAGGCUGAGGCUGGGAGAUUUUAAGUUCGAGGCCUAUCUGGACUACAGAUGGAGCUAAACGCCAGUCUGGGCAACUUAGGAGACUCUGUCUCAUGAUAAAAUGUAAAAAGGGGCUGGAGAGGGCCGGAAAGAGGGCUCAGCAGUUAAAAUCACUUGCCGUUCUUCCAGAGGACCUGUGGUCCUUCUCCAAUAUUCAUAUUGGAUGGCUCACACCCACCUGUGACUCUGGCCCCAAGGGAUCUGACACCCUCUGACCUGCACACAGUUGGUUCACAGACAUACAUGCAAGCAAAACACCCCCCAAUAAACAAAUAAAAUUCUAAAAUAAUUUAAAGAGGAGGCUAGAGAUAGAGUUGGGUUGCAGAGUGCUUGCUUGACGUACGUGAGACCCUAGGUUCAGUCCCUGGUACAGCGUGGACAAAUGAGCACAAAGCCUGCACGCGCCUCUUGUGGCGAGUCCCUCUGUCAGAGCUGGUGGGAGGUAGGAGUCAAGACAGAACACUGCAGCUUAAGAGGCAAACAGUAUUGUGGUUUAUUUUCUAAUAAAUUUUCUUAGAGAGGCA
Messenger RNA from Myodes glareolus (Bank vole), 3831 nucleotides. RefSeq names its product shroom family member 1 (gene Shroom1). Lineage: Eukaryota; Metazoa; Chordata; Mammalia; Rodentia; Cricetidae. The record is from RefSeq and is a predicted model, not a curated record. Gene Ontology annotation, cellular component: apical junction complex; adherens junction; apical plasma membrane. Gene Ontology annotation, biological process: actin filament bundle assembly; cell morphogenesis. Gene Ontology annotation, molecular function: actin filament binding.